AUGCCGUCAGCCGCAAGAAGGAAGAAGAACAAGGAGCGCGUGGCUGCGCGAGACAUGGUCGCCAAAACCCUGCAGCAGAAGUAUCCAGCAUGGGCAGCCGACAAUGUGCAAACCGUCGACGCGGGACUUGAGGAUGCACCAGUCAAGCAUCGCACCGACACGAGCCCAGACCUGUGGAGUGACCUCCUGCUUGUGGCACCCCAGCCGUGCUCGCCCACCGACGCCAUAUUGUUCACUCAAAUCUCGCAGCGUCUGGCUCUGGACUGCCAAGCUAUCUUCGAUCCCACCACUUCAUGCAUACUUGUGCGGCACAAAGAGUCGGACGUCGAACAGAUCACCAAUCUCUUCCAGAAGAUUAUCGACAACGAGAUCUCCGCCCAUGGCGAUACUCCCUCACAGGAUACUCCACAAUUCGAAUCCGCCUCCGAUGGGGAGGAAGGCAACGACUUUUCCUUCUGGUGA
Molecule: messenger RNA, 462 nt
Organism: Microdochium trichocladiopsis
Lineage: Eukaryota; Fungi; Ascomycota; Sordariomycetes; Xylariales; Microdochiaceae
Exons: 2
Coding region: 1-462 (153 amino acids)
Source: RefSeq, a predicted model, not a curated record